AUGUCGCCCAGCAUCAGCAACGCCCUCGAGACGGGCAUGAGCGUCUGUCGGCACCUUCAAGCCCGACGAGACCACAGGAAGAGCCGCCGGCGUUACCGCAUCACCCAAUUGAUCGGGGCAGUGAACAGCCUGAAGUACAAGCGGUAUUCGGCCAAGCAAGUCGAGCCAGAGUUUGAUAUCGACAGUGAGGAUAUCGAAGACUGUACGACAUCAAGCUGGACGCUGGAGCUCACCAGCAUCGAUGGCCAGGUGUACGAGCGGCUAGUGGAGGCGGACCAACAGAGCAGGGUUACGAGUCCUAACAGUCCUCCAGAGGUCCCGCCACGACCGACACGACUGCGCUCCCCGACAGUACAGGUCAGGAUAGACGCACCUCACCACGAGGUCGCCAGCUUGGCCGGUAGAGUUACGCAGCAGCUCCUGACGGAAAGUGAAAUGUCCUCUGUCUCUUCCAGUGACCCAUACUCAUCCUUUCCGGAGUCACUGUCUUCGAGUGAUGCAGGGCACUCUCCGUUAUCACUGUCACCCUCGACGACGCGCAGUUACAAGUCUCGAGAAGAAGCAGUGAGUGCAUACGAGGUUUGGCAGGCAGAGCUAACUGUUCAGCGAAACACGCUCAGCAAGCCCGAGCUUCUGUACCUCGCAGGAGUAAGGUUGGACGAAAUCCCUGACUCCGGAAGGCUGUAG
This is a messenger RNA of Trichosporon asahii var. asahii CBS 2479, 687 nucleotides long. RefSeq lists its product as uncharacterized. The record is from RefSeq and is a predicted model, not a curated record. The coding region runs from base 1 to 687 and encodes 228 amino acids. The transcript is spliced from 2 exons. Lineage: Eukaryota; Fungi; Basidiomycota; Tremellomycetes; Trichosporonales; Trichosporonaceae.